AUGAAUGCCGCCGGCGUUGCCCGCGCACACGUACAGCAAUUGUCUUUCAAGCGACACACAACCAUCGUUUUCGACCAUUCUUCGCAAGAUCACAUCUCCGACAAGAAUGCUUCUCCUCAGCAUGCCAGACAGAUCAUUGGCGAACUGUGCGGCGCGCAAGAUCGCGUUGCUCCUGACGCUGCUUCUCACUUCGCCGACUUAGUGAAUCAUCUCCGCGGAUUAUCUGCUACGGAGAUAGUGUCCGUUUCCAGCCCAGGAUGCGGUGCAUUCGCCGAUGCUCUGGCCGCCUGCGCGUCGCAGUCAUGCUUGGCGCACCUAGGCAACUUAAUAAACGCAGGAGCCGCACCGGAAUCUGUCUAUUCGUCGCUCUCUCUAGUACCAGCUCCCGAAGAUGGCAUCGUGGAUUCGGUGGCCUCAUUCAUUGAUCGAGUUCCACUUCACGGCCUGCUACCAGUCUCAUCAAUGGUCCAGUCCUACUGUAACGGUCAUCCGGAGUGCGGAAGGAAUCCAUCGGUGCAGCGCAUCAUACAAAGCAUCGUGGCGAAGCUUCCAGCUGACUGUCGAGUUGGAGAGCGAUUCGACGAAAUCGAAAAGACUGUUAUUAUUCUAAAAUCUGUUGGGAAUAUUGCCAACGAGCAGCAAUCGUUGCCGUCCAUACUGGCCUGUAUCGAUAAUCAGCAUAUCCCGAGGGAUGUGAAACUUGCAGCGAUCAAUGCAUUACGCAGAAAACCGUGUGGUCGACAACGGAAUGACAAAAUCAGUAAAUUGUAUCGCGAUCACAAGGUUGGCUCCUCUUCCUGA
Messenger RNA from Gongylonema pulchrum, 801 nucleotides. Lineage: Eukaryota; Metazoa; Nematoda; Chromadorea; Rhabditida; Gongylonematidae. The record is from the annotation of a GenBank genome assembly.